Molecule: messenger RNA, 5207 nt
Organism: Passer montanus (Eurasian tree sparrow)
Lineage: Eukaryota; Metazoa; Chordata; Aves; Passeriformes; Passeridae
Gene: PKD2
Product: polycystin 2, transient receptor potential cation channel
Biological process (GO): release of sequestered calcium ion into cytosol; potassium ion transmembrane transport; detection of mechanical stimulus
Cellular component (GO): membrane
Molecular function (GO): signaling receptor binding; voltage-gated calcium channel activity; voltage-gated sodium channel activity
Source: RefSeq, a predicted model, not a curated record
UCUCCCUCUGCACCGCGGGCCUCCCGCCCCAGGGCGGGGAAGGGGCGGCGGCGGCGGGCCCGAUGGCGGGCGGCGGCGGCUGCCGGCGCGGGCGGGAGCAGCUGGAGCUGGAGCGGCUGGGGCCGGCGGCGCGGCCCGGCUCCUGCCCGCCGUCGCCGCCGCUCUCCGCCUGCUCGCGGCAGGCCUGGAGCCGGGACAACCCGGGCUUCGAGCCCGAGGAGGACGCGGCGGCGGCGGGGCCGGUGCUGGAGAUGGAAGUGGAGUGGGGCAGCCGAGCCGCCUCGUCGCUGGGCAGCGCGCGGGCCCGUGGGGCCGAGGGGCCGGGCCGCCUCCCCGGGCCGCCCGACGGAGCCGCGCCCCGCAGAGCGGCCUGGGCCAAGUGCCUGGCGCGGAGACUGCGAGGUCUGUGGGGGACAAGACUCAUGGAAGAGAGCAACACCAGCAGAGAGCAGUAUUUGAAAAGUAUAUUACGGGAGCUGAUCACGUACAUGGUUUUCCUCGUGGUCCUGUGUGUCUUGACUUAUGGGACUGUGAGUUCCAGUAUGUACUAUUAUACAAGGGUUAUGUCACAGCUCUUCCUGGAAACACCCGUGUCAAAAACAGAGAAAACUGAUUUCAAAACUUUGUCCACAAUGGAUGACUUUUGGAAGUUCACAGAAGGCCCUUUGCUGGAUGGUCUUUACUGGGAGAUGUGGUACAACAACAAAACCAUGGCAGAAAACAAAAGCUUCAUUUAUUAUGAGAACCUGCUCCUAGGAGUGCCCCGCAUUCGGCAGCUGAAAGUCAGGAAUGGUUCCUGCUCCAUACCCGAAGAUUUAAAGGAGGAAAUCAAAGACUGCUAUGAUGUCUAUUCUGUAGCUAAUGAAGAUACUGCUCCUUUUGGACUCCGGAAUGGAACUGCCUGGACAUACACCAGUGAGAAGGAUUUGAAUGGCAGCAGCCACUGGGGCUUGAUUGCCACAUACAGCGGGGCUGGUUAUUACCAAGACCUCUCAAGGACCAGAGAAGUGACAGCUCUGCAGAUUGCAAGCCUGAAGAAGAACCUGUGGCUGGACAGAGGGACCAGAGCAGCCUUCAUUGAUUUCUCUGUGUACAAUGCAAACAUCAACCUGUUCUGCGUGAUCAGGUUGCUAGUAGAGUUUCCAGCCACUGGAGGCCUGGUUACAUCUUGGCACUUUCAGCCUGUGAGGCUGAUUCAUUACAUCUCCACUUUUGAUUUUUUCCUGGCAGCCUGUGAAAUGUCCUUCUGUCUUUUUGUUCUGUAUUAUAUGGUGGAAGAGGUCUUAGAAAUUCGCAUUCACAGACUGCGCUACUUCAGAAGUGUUUGGAAUUGCCUUGAUAUCCUUAUCAUUGUGCUGUCUGUGGUAGCUAUAGGAAUUAACAUCUAUAGAACAUCAACUGUUGAUAUGCUCCUGAAGAAGCUGUUGGAAGAUCAGAACUCAUUCCCCAAUUUUGAACCCUUAGCAUAUUGGCAAAUGCAGUUUAACAACAUUGCUGCAGUCACUGUGUUUUUUGUCUGGAUUAAGCUUUUCAAAUUUGUUAACUUCAACAGAACAAUGAGUCAGUUAUCCACCACGAUGUCUCGCUGUGUCAAGGAUGUCAUUGGCUUUGCCAUUAUGUUUUUUAUUAUUUUCUUGGCAUAUGCUCAGUUGGCCUAUCUUGUUUUUGGCACUCAAAUUGAUGACUUCAGCACUUUCCAGGAUUGCAUAUUUACUCAGUUCCGCAUCAUUUUGGGAGACUUCAACUUCACAGAGGUUGAAGAAGCUAAUCGAAUUUUGGGACCUGUUUAUUUCACUACAUUUGUGUUCUUUAUGUUCUUCAUUCUUUUGAACAUGUUUUUGGCCAUUAUCAAUGAUACCUACUCUGAAGUCAAAUCAGAUAUGGCACAACAGAAGGCAGAAAUGGAAUUGUCUGACCUUAUCAGGAAGGGCUACAACAAAGCCAUGAUCAAACUUAAGCUGAAGAAAACUACUGUUGAUGACAUUUCAGAAAGUCUGAGACAAGGUGGAGGAAAACUCAACUUUGAUGAACUCCGGCAGGAUCUCAAAGGGAAGGGGCACACAGAUGCAGAGAUUGAAGCAAUAUUUACCAAAUAUGAUCAGGAUGGGGACCAGGAAUUGACAGAGCAUGAACAUCAGCAGAUGAGAGAUGACCUGGAGAAAGAGAGGGAGGAUCUGGACCUGGAUAGGAGCUCCCUACCACGUCCUCUGAGCAGCCGCAGCUUCCCCCGGAGCCUGGACGACUCUGAGGAGGAUGAGGAUGAAGACAGCGGGCACAGCUCCAGGAGGAGGGGCAGCAGCUCUAGUGGGGUUUCCUAUGAAGAGUUCCAAGUACUCAUGAGGCGGGUGGAUCGCAUGGAGCAUUCCAUUGGCAGUAUCGUCUCCAAGAUCGAUGCCGUUAUCGUGAAGCUGGAAGCCAUGGAGAGGGCCAAGCUGAAAAGGAGAGAUGUGUUGGGAAGGCUGUUAGAUGGAGUGACAGAGGACGAGAGACUGGGCCGGAGCAGUGAAAUCCACAGGGAGCAGAUGGAGCGGCUGGUGCGGGAGGAGCUGGAGCGCUGGGAGUCGGACGACACGGCCUCGCAGAUGAGCCAUCGGCUGGGAACGCCGCUGGGCCUGGGCGGCCAGCCGCGCUCCAGGAGCUCCCGGCCCUCCUCCUCCCAGUCGGAUGGGCUUGAUGCAGGAGCAGGCAAUGGGGGGAACAACGUGCACGUGUAGCUUGAGCUUUGUAGGUGAUUCCACAUGUUUCAGGUCAGUAUUCAGGCAGCAAAUUCCCCAGCGUGAGGGGAUCAUUCUGAUCAGACUCCUGAGGACAUCUUUCACUGGUUUCAUCUUUCACUCCAUAAAUCAUUUCCAGGCCCAUGUAAGCCAUCUGUAAUGCCAGCAGUGAGAGUGUCACCCUUGGAAACAAAAAUGCUGGAAACUGAAUGGAUAGCAAGUGGGACAAAAUCUACCAGGACAGAAAUCUGAUUCCAUGAAAUAUUAUUGGGAACACUUGCACGAGGGCAGCAAGCUUCAGACAAAAUAAUGUGCAGUGGCUGGCAUACUAAGAGGCUAUUAAUUUUCUGCCUCCUCUUGGAAAGUACAAUUUUUAAAAGCAUUUAAAAGCAAAUUUUAUAAUAAUAUGGCAUCAGUUUGUCUUAUUCAUUAUAACAGCUGACAGAUAAAACAGCACUUUUUUUAAAAUAUGAGUUUCUGCUUGUCUUUCUGAGUUUUUCUUGGUAUACUAGUAUUUUACUUAAUUUAAAAUAUUUUUUUCCUGUUUUGAGAGGUACAUUUCUUUAAGCAGAAGAAAGUGCAAUUAGUUUGUACAACUGCAAAUUGCAUCAUUCUGUGGUAGAAUGCAUUAUAAGUAGCAUUUAGCAAGAAAUAUUUGAUAACUGCCUCCUCACACCCAACUAACAUAAUAAGUUUAAGCUAAGUUGCAAAGUGCCCAUUCUUUAGUGCUGUCUUUUAAUGAUUUAAGCGUUUCUGGGAUAAACAUUCCAGAGGUUCUUAGAUAAGUACAGCUACUUUGCAGAAAAUGCAUUAUUUAAAAGCACACAAAACUGAAAACCACUGAGUUUUCCUUGGGUGUGACAGGGAAAGGGGCAGAGAAGUUUCUGACAGUUGGGAAAAUCUGAUCUUGUGCCGUGUGAAGUUCUGAUCACAUCUCAGCUAUUAUGUGGUCUGUAUUUACGUUUAACUAAACUGCUUGUGAAAUGAUUGGCUACAUUGUGAAAUGAUUGCUACACAGACUUUUCUGCUACAAGGAGGUGAAACACAGGAUUCCUUUGGGAAGGUGUUUGUAUUAUAAUCACUGAUUUUUAGUAUUUAAUUCCCUCUGCUUUGUGUCAUAGAAGCUUUAUUUUUGAAAGGACAUGCAACGUUGAAAUUCUGUUGGUUUCCUAUAGAGAGCACUGAGCAGUGUUUGCAGUUUUGCCUAGGAAUAUGUCUCCAUAUGUGGAAUGCUGGCUUAGGAGGGAGGCUCUCAGUUGUGCUUUUUUCCUGAAGAUGGCAGUGUUCUGGUGUUUAAAGACUGAGAGCUGGUGAAAAAGAUAGUGGAAAGCUACAUAAUCAGCCACAUCUCAGCUGUCAGUAGCAUAUGUAGAGGAAAAAAGGCCGGUUUAACAAAGUAUAAGUGGCAUGUGUUAUGUUGGUGCCUUUUGUUUCAACAAGCAGUUUGUAUCUCUUCAUUCUUGUGGGAGUGCUUAGGCAAAGCUUCCAUGUUCCAUAUAUUCUUGUCAUGGCAUUGCCUGGAUGUGCAGUGGCUCACAAUGCUUUUUCUCUAACCAGGGAACUUGCUACAACUAAAUAGAAUUCACACCUUUCUAUUUUUAAUUUGAUGAGAAACCAUACACACAGAAACCUAAUUCAUGUAAGCUGGAAGAGGAGGAAAUUCAGUACUGGAAUUUCAUAGUAGCUGUGUCUCUGGAACAGAAUUAUGUAGGAGCACAGGUUGUGGUUCUUGUGUGGGUUAUUUGGUCCUGUAUUGGGAAGAAAUUCAUACCCUUUCACGAAAGUCAUCAUGAACUUGUGAAAACAGUGUACAGCACAGUGGUAGGGCAUUUGUGUGGGAUGAGAGCAUUCAGAUUAAGCUCUCACUUGUCUUGAUUGAAGGGUUUUACACCCCAGAAACCUUUCUGAGGAAAGCUUUUCAGUGUUGAACUGCAUUUCUGACUGUGAACAAACAGACCAAAGAGAUGCACCAGCUGUACACACGGCCAUCUGGUGUGCAAGGAAAACAGAAAAUACUACACCAAAGCAGUUUAAAUAUACAGAGCCUUGUCUUUAUAUUCAUAUCCAAAAUGUGUCUUUCAAAAUGUAAAUUCAGUCACUCAGUUCACCUUUCAUUUGUAGUAUAUGUUUAUUAUGAAAAUGUUUGCAUUAAUAGCUGUAUUUGUUGGGGUGUAUUUCUGUAACAUGUCGUUACUUGAUAACAAACUUCAUCUUGAAGUGCAAUGAGUUUCCAUGGGGUACCCAUGUGUGUUGGGAGUGCGCCUUGCAGUAAGUGCAGUGCCACUUCAUAAAUGUUACAAACAUUUUAUUGAUGCUUUUUUCAGUUUUAGAUUAUAAUAUCAUUUGUCACUUACUACAAAGGUACGGUUUUUUGCAUAAUAAUGUACAGUGUUUGGUCUCAUUAGGAAGCUGUUAAUUAUGGAAGUCUUCUAGAAUGAUCAAGAAUGAGCACUUUACUUCCUAAUAAACAUUUUAUAUAAUCUACAAAGCAAA